UCUCCUUGUCUCCAAAGAUUCAGCUAAGAAAAUCUGACACAGAAAAACAUUCAAUGAAAAAAGAAAAUAUUUAUAAAGAAGACGCGCAUUUAAAAAGCAAAUCUUUACUAAAAGAAGAGACUUCACAAAAAAAGAAAAAUUUUUUUAUAGAAAAAACUUUUCAACAAGAUAAAACUCUUCUCAAGAAAGACAUUUUUCACGAAAAAGAAAUUUCUUCGAAAACAAAAAAUUCACAAAAGACGAACUCAGCCUUAAUAGUCCUUCCACCAAAUACACCAACUAUUGAAAUUGAAAAAGAUACAACGAAGAAUAAUUUUAAAAUUACUGAACGAUCUCGAAGAUAUAAUAUUGUACAUAGAAGAGUCUUACAAGAAAUGAAUUGGGAAAAUCAUAUGCUACGCAGACAGGGCCCAAAUUCCGGAUUGCCGUCUGCAUCACGAUCACCACUAAAUCGCAAUCAGCAAACGCAUUAUGAACCAAGAUCAGAAUCUAUCCGGUUAUCGAGAUCACCACAUCACAAUCAACAACGGCGUUACGAAACCAGAUCGCGAUCGCGGUCAUAUCAAUCAUUAAAUCAAGAACCACGUUAUGAAUCUAGAUCAAGACCAACAUCACGAUCCAUCCGGUCAUCGAGAUCACCACCACAUCACAAUCAACAACGGCGUUACGAACCCAGAUCGCGAUCGCGGUCAUAUCAAUCAUUAAAUCAAGAACGACGUUAUGAAUCUAGAACAGGACCAAGAACAAGAUCCAUCCGGUCAUCGAGAUCACCACCACAUCACAAUCAACAACGGCGUUACGAACCCAGAUCGAGAUCGCGAUCAUAUCAAUCAUUCAAUCAAGAACGACGUAAUGAAUCUAGAUCGAGACCAAGAUCACGAUCUAUCCGGUCAUCGAGAUCACCACAUCGAAAACAACAACCACAUUACAAAACCAGAUCGCAAUCGCGGUCAUAUCAACCAUACAAUCAAAAACGACGUUAUAAAUCCAGAUCUAGAUCUGCAUCACGAUCAUACCGCCAUAAUGAACUACGCAACGAACCAAGACAAUCGCGAUCAUACCGUAAUCGGGAACAUAGUUAUAAAUCUAACUCGACAUCUCGAUCGCGAUCAUACCGUAAUUACGAACAUUCUUAAAAAUCUAG
Molecule: messenger RNA, 1144 nt
Organism: Leptopilina boulardi
Lineage: Eukaryota; Metazoa; Arthropoda; Insecta; Hymenoptera; Figitidae
Product: serine/arginine repetitive matrix protein 5-like
Exons: 2
Coding region: 54-1136 (360 amino acids)
Source: RefSeq, a predicted model, not a curated record